CAACUGCCAUUAAACCUCAUCAAAGAAGAAAAAAAGGCGACAGACGCUGGUGGUCCUCUGUUUACUUUUUAGUGAACUACACUAAAUUUGAUUUCGAGGUGUCUGCAUCUAGCUGUACCUUUUCAACAGCCUAUUGCUUCUACACUACACGUCCAUUAACAAUUACUUAUUCGAAGGCCAUUUUCGGUCAAAUAAUGGCAAAUGACGUUGCUUUUCACACUCAGCUAGCCUCCAUCAUGGAGGUUUUGGCUAACACGGCCGUGGCUGAAAUCUGCGAGCUUGUUGACAAUGGCUAUGCGGUCCUGCAUUUGGAGAUAUCUCAAGGGCAGAAGGAGAAUGAAGCGUUGAGGAGAAAACUACGGAUGAUGGAGCUGAAAGUGUCUCGUGCGAGUGCUCCGAGAGCGGGAAUGGGAAGCUCAAUUCUCGCGCACAGUCGUUCUCGAACUCACUUUGGCAUGGAAUCGAAAAGGACAUCAAGCGGCGAGGUACAUUGUCGGAGAGCAGUUGAUUCCCAGUUGGUCACCAGCCUUUUUAGGGACGGAAAGUCCUCAGGUGAUACUGGACAGACUACCACACAGAGAAAGCCUGCAGCAUUAGAUAUGAGAGAGCCCAAAUCACCUACCAUCAAAGAGGAGAGGCGGGAAGAAGCCUGGGACAAUCAUGACCAACGAGAGAGACUGAGGACCGGAGCUUUAAAUCCCAGUGUUGGAGGAGAAAGGCAUUCCAACAUCGACACGGAGGAUGCUCAAUCAAUCAGCAAACAGGAGAAUGCCAGCUCUUGUAUAUGGGUGAGUGGUGAAACAGACAACAGCCUCUUGCCAGAAUCAAAUGAAAAUCUGAGUGUGAACAAAAGAUCUCAAACCCCAGCAUUGGAAGAUGGUGAUGGAAUACUUGACCAUGCAGGCUUUGAUUGUAUGAUGUUUGAGCCCCCCAGACAACUUGGGACACUUAGCACCCAGGGUCCUGGGGCUGAUCUUCCCGAGUGCUCUUACUCUCAUGUGGAUGUUGUACCUCUUAAUUCUGAUUCAGAGAAUAGUUUUCCCUUUUCGAUGAACAAGGUGAGUCACUCCAUAACUGAGCACAAACAACCUGUAGCUUACAGAGAUAAUAGACAGAGGGUGCCGUUGCCCUCAGAUGAGCCUCACAUGACUGUGCGAAAAGGCAUGGAGACUGGAUCCAAUGCCUUGGUAAUGACGGAUGGUUGGGUCUCCCAUGACAGUCAUAAUAACGACGCUGUGAAUUACAACCAAGACGGCACAGCAGGUAACCGGUUCAUUUGUAGUUUCUGUGGUAAGACUUUGGCUUGUCUGAAGAACCUCAAGACACACCUUAGGGUUCACACCGGGGAGAAGCCGUUCAGCUGCAUGCAGUGCGGGAAGCGCUUCUCCGACUCCAGCAACCUCAAGCGACACCAGAGCGUUCACACAGGGGAGAGACGCUACGGCUGCAGCCACUGUGGCAAGCGCUUCGCCCAGUCAGGCUCACUCAAAGUCCACCUUAGCAUACAUAAAGGAUGCAAGCAGUUCCGAUGCCCACAGUGUGGAAAGACUUUCAUAUCGGCCAAUCACCUCAAGAGACACAUCAGUGUCCACGAUGGAGAAGAAAGUAUUUUACCAACCACUUUUCAGUGAGUGAAAGCAUACCCAAACGUGCUUUAGCCCAGCUUGAACAAAAAAAGGGAUCGGGUGCUCGACUGAAGGAGUUGAUCAUCCAAAAAGUAUUCCAUACACUUUUGAAUGAGUGUUUUUGUGACUCUUAUCAUUGAAGUUGUUUAUCACUCAUCCUCAGCCCACUGUGUGAAAAUCGGUUUGUGGACUCAAGUAAUCUCAUUAGUCACACCGGAUACUACAUACAGUGUGGGGAGAGGUUUGCUGCGAAGCACAUUCUUAGAAUUCACCUAGAGAGAAACUAUUCUGGGUGCUCUAGUGCUGGAGAUUGUACUGUCACUGAGUAGACCACGAACACAGUUAUUCAUGAAUAAUUCUACUUUUUAACAUUUUGACUGAACACAUUUUGUCUGUAUUGGGCUAUUUGUUAUUUACAGUUUAGGAGUAGUCUUAUAACAAAAGGAAUGGAAUUAAAAAAAAGAUUUUGUAUGUGUAUCUAAUAAUGUGUACCAUUAUUAUUUCAAAAGUGCUGCAAGUAAUAUGAACAAUACAAACAGUGAUUGUUACUACUAUUAUUAUUAUUAUUAGUAGUAGUAGUAGUAAUAUAAAAAAUACUACCUCUCUUUAGGAAAAACACUCCUCCAAGUCAACCAGUCUAGUAAAAUGAUAUCUCGCAGAGGCCCAUGUAUGAAGUUUUGAAAUAUGAAUGAUCUUGCACACAUUAUUUUUGUAAACAUUUCUUCUGAAAAUGUGUUUUUGUGAAAUAAACAAUUGUAAGAAAAAGGCCAGUACAUUGCUGACUUUUUGACUCAUCCAGUAGGAUGCAGAACUAGCCUCUUGUCAGAAACAUUAAGUAAGCACUUCCAUGUAAUGAAACUUCUGAAAAUAUCUAAAUAUAAAAUAACCUGUAUUUAGUCAUGGCAUAUGAAAAGUGAUUGCCUAAACAAUAAUGAUUCAUUUUGUUCAUAUUUAAGUGAGCUUUGCAUUAGUUGGGUUUUAAAACAUGUUCCAAUGUCAAAUAAAUAACACAUUUCUGUAUACAAAUAUUUCUGUAUACAAUAUUGCACAAAUACUAUUGAUUGUGUCUCCAUAAAACCAGGGUCCAGUCUACUCACAAUAGUCCCUAGAAUACAAAACAGAUGAGUUUGAACAAAAAGCUAGGUCAUAUGAAGUGUUGCUGGCUUUUUACUCUUCCCCCUCCAUAGCCGCCAUUUCAAUUUACUGAAUAUGGAAUACAUAUUAGACUGUAGAAAAUAAACUUUAUCACCUGUCUCAGCUUAAGUGAUGUGGAAAAUAGUCAGUAGGUUCUCUACUAACCAAAUAUGGUAGACUGGACUCUGGUUUUAUGCACACAAUUUGUUUCUGUACAGGGCUGUAUUUGUACUGUUCAGGCACCCCACUUUAGUUGUUUGACCACAGUAAAAGUCCAGCAACACUUUCAUUGACCUAGCUUUUUGUUCAAACUGUUUUGUAUACUAAGAACUCAAGUGAGUAGACUGGACCAUGGUUUUAUGAACACACCAUCAAUAGUUUUUCACUGUAUAGUGCAAUUUGUUUGUGCAAUACAACAAAAAUACUGUAAGACUUUGCUUAAACAUUACUUUUCAAAAUGGCAUCCUUGAACAAUAGCACCAGUAAAUUAACAGUAAUUAUACAAUAUAUUUUUUUUAUUGUUUUAUUUUGUUACCAGUAGACUUAUGUUCCUUACAUGAAUUGACGUAAACUCCAACCAUUUCUCAAUGUGCUCCAAUUUAUAAUAUUAUUUAGAUUUUUCCAUGAAGUUGGCUAUCAUUUUGUAACAGUUCCAGCAUUAUGCAAAUCUACAAAGACAAUCUUGAUUUCUUAUAAUACACAUAGUGUUUACAGUGGACUUUUAAUUUUCAAAGCAAAAUCUGAAAACCUUAAAUUUGGAUAGAUGCAGCUACAGUUGAAGUCAGACAUUUACAUACACUUAGGUUGGCGUCAUUAAAACUUGUUUUUUAACCACUCCACAAAUUUCUUGUUAACAAACUAUAGUUUUCGCAAGUCGGUUAGGACAUCUACUUUGUGCAUGACACAAGUAAUUUUUACAACAAUUGUUUACAGACAGAUUAUUUCACUUAUAAUUCCAGUGGGUCAGAAGUUUACAUACACUAAGUUGACUGUGCCUUUUAAACAGCUUGAAAAAUUCCAGAAAAUUAUGUCAUGGCUUUAGAAGCUUCUGAUUCUGAUAGGCUAAUUGACAUAAUUUGAGUCAAUUGGAAGUGUACCUGUGGAUGUAUUUCAAUGGUAAAAUCAAAAGAAAUCAGCCAAGACCUCAGUAAAAAGAAAUGUAGACCUCCACAAGUCUGGUUCAUCCUUGAGAGCAAUUUCCAAACGCCUGAAGGUACCACGUUCAUCUGUACAAACAAUAGUACGCAAGUAUAAACACCAUGGGACCACGCAGCCGUCAUAUCGCUCAGGAAGGAGACGCGUUCUGUCUCCUAGAGAUGAACGUACUUUGGUGCAAAAAGUGCAAAUCAAUCCCAGAACAACAGCAAAGGACCUUGUGACGAUGCUGGAGGAAACAGGUACAAAAGUAUCUAUAUCCACAGUAAAACGAGUCCUAUAUCGACAUAACCUGAAAGGCCGCUCAGCAAGGAAGAAGCCACUGCUCCAAAACCGCCAUAUAAAAAGCCAGACUACGGUUUGCAACUGCACAUGGGGACAAAGAUCAUACUUUUUGGAAAAAUGUCCUCUGGUUUGAUGAAACAAAAAUAGAACUGUUUGGCCAUAAUAACCAUUGUUAUGUUUGGAGGAAAAAGGGGGAGGCUUGCAAGCACUGGUGUGCCGUGGGCCUGGGGCUUGGGCCUUCAGUGAGGUACUACACAGUCCCACUCGAAUUAAUCCACCUCUUAUUACCAUCAUUAUGAUGCCAUGGCUUUAGACACUAUACAUUUAGACAGAAACGCGGUAUAACCAGGCGUUGCGUCACCUUGAAAUUGACAAAUUGACAUUUUUGGGUAAACAGUGUUUACCCAAAAACAUGACACAAUCAAUGAGUCUUUUCAAUAUUUCCCUUCACCUUUUCAUUGUGCAGCUCCGUUGCCCUGCGCGCUUGUUCUUUGAGCUGUAGAUCCACUCCGGUGUCCCCAAAAGUUUUCAAAAGCACCAUUGCUUGUAAGUGCCCAGCCGUACUUUGGUGUCUCGUUGCUGCCCUGGUUAGACAACUCAAGUUUGCAAAGCCAGUGUGGCUCCAAACACCAAAUCGAUCACUUGCAAAUAAUAGGCAUUCCCAGCAGUACAGUUUGCAGUGCUUCUCGGAGCCUGUGAGCCAUUGACAGCGCUCGUAGUUGAAACUUUGAAAGUGGCGAGCGAAUGAAUCCCUUUCACGCCUGUGACAGGCUUUGUGGCGUCGGGCGACCUCUCCUUACAAUGUCUAACUUUUCUUGAAAAGUUCGUCUUGAGAAUGGCGUUAUAAUUAUAUCCUCGACCAAAUCGAUAUCUUCUCCUCCUUCCGCCAUUGUAGGUUGAAAAAACAGCUUAGUAGUACGCAAAUUAAUUCGUUUAUCAAAUUCAGUUUCCUAGAUCUGCAUAUACCUGCCCAUAGGACCUGCCUCUCAAUAUUGGUAAUCCAAUCAAAAGACGUGCACGCACUACGCCUGCUAGCUGGCUCCUGUGUAACACUGGAGCCAGCCAGCAGGCGUACAAUAGCCAACUCUAAAGCUGAUUGGUUGACACAAAAUUUUCAUUUCCAUUCACUAUAAGCUACAAGCGCCCGCACUGUUGAUUCUGAAGGCCUGAGGGCAGAUUUUAGACCCCUGGCAACACAUGAUGGCUGAAUAUGAUUGGAUAAAAGAUCUAACAUAAAGACCAGCCCUCCAAAUCUCAACCUGGGGCUGGAAGCAGUGCAACCAAGAGGAAAGCUAUGAAAUGAAGAGUAUAACUCUUACUCUGGGGAAUAAUUUAAUACAUAUUUGUGGGAAAAUAUAUUUAAAAAAAAAAAUUAUAUUCUGAUGAUGUUUAGGCCAGCAGAGAAGGCCUUGCAGGCCCUGACGGCCCACCACUGCUUGCAAGCUAAAGAACACCAUCCCAACCAUGAAGCACGGGGGUGGCAGCAUCAUGUUGUGAGGGUGCUUUGCUGCAGGAGGGACUGGUGCACUUCACAAAAUAGAUGGCAUCACGAGGCAGGAAAAUUAUGUGGAUAUAUUGAAGCAAAAUCUCAAGACAUCAGUCAGGAAGUUAAAGCUUGGUCGCAAAUGGGUUUUCCAAAUGUACAAUGACCCCAAGCAUACUUCCAAAGUUGUGGCAAAAUGGCUUAAGGACAACAAAGUCAAGGUAUUGAAGUGGCCAUCACAAAGCCCUGACCUCAAUUCUAUAGAACAUUUGUGGGCAGAACUGAAAAAGCGUGUGCGAGCAAGGAGGCCUACAAACUUGACUCAGUUACACUAGCUCUGUCAGGAGGAAUGGGCCAAAAUUCACCCAACUUAUUGUGGGAAGCUUGUGGAAGGCCACCCCGAACGUUUGACCCAAGUUAAACCAUUUAAAGGCAAUGCUACCAAAUAGUAAUUGAGUGUAUGUAAACUUCUGACCCACUGGGAAUGUGAUGGAAGAAAUACAAGCUGAAAUAAAUAAUUCUCUCUACUUUUAUUCUGACAUUUUACAUGAUUAAAAUAAAGUGGUGAUCCUAACUGACCUAAGACAGGGAAUUUUUACUAAGAUUAAAUGUCAGGAAUUGUGAAAAACGGAGUUUAAAUGUAUUUGGCUAAGGUGUAUGUAAACUUCUGACUUCAACUGUACAUGUUGCUGAUAUAAUGGAAGUCCUGUGGGCAAAGUGUUAGAACAACUUUUGCAGGUUUGGGAGCAUCCUAGCAAAGAAAAUGAAGAUUCUGUAAAACAGUCUUGUGCUGUUAUGAAGGUAGAUGACUAAUAAUGUGACAAUGCAUAAUAUCUCUUGUCUGGGAAAUGUUUACUACGGUUUUAGGCACCCUAGUUAAAAUGCAGUACUGGUAUAAUAGACUAGGACACGGAUGAGCACCUUUGUGUGCUGACGAUUUACACUGAGGAUGACCUUCUUUUUUUUUUUAAACCUUUCUUGCACUAUGAUUUUUUGGCCACCAUGUUCUAAUAAACAUCUUGAUUUUC
This is a messenger RNA of Salvelinus fontinalis (brook trout), 6710 nucleotides long. Its product is annotated as zinc finger protein 616-like. NCBI's taxonomy places the organism in Eukaryota, Metazoa, Chordata, Actinopteri, Salmoniformes, Salmonidae. The transcript has 4 exons. The record is from RefSeq and is a predicted model, not a curated record. Gene Ontology annotation, biological process: regulation of transcription by RNA polymerase II. The coding region runs from base 195 to 1631 and encodes 478 amino acids. Gene Ontology annotation, molecular function: RNA polymerase II cis-regulatory region sequence-specific DNA binding; DNA-binding transcription factor activity.